UGCUGGCGCUUCUUUUGUUUUGUUUUGCUUCUUUCAUCUUUCUUCCGCUUCUCGAGCGACUCUCUGCUCCGUUUUGUUGAUAUCUCCAGGAGGUUUCGUGUUCUCUUUAAUUUCUACUUACUCUUCGGGCUUCCUUUGCUUGCCUCUCGAGCUACAGCACCAUUUCCCUGUUUUUAAUGAUCUGUUGAUCACGAAUUUCCAACCCCUCAUCAACCAUGGCAGGAACACCCUUCAAAUUUUUGAGACUUUUCACCAACUUGAGCCUCACCAAGAAUGUUGCUAUUACCAGAAACCCUCCAGUAGUUCCAGCAAUCCAACAACUUGUUGGGUGUUUGGAUUUUAAACCAUUAGCGACAAUCUCAAUUCCAGGAAAACCCAAGAAACCAAAGACUGCCUUCAUUGAAUUCUACGUUUCUAGGCUGCCAUUGCUCACAAAACAAAAUCCUGGAAAGUCUGCGAAGGACCUUGUAAAAUUAGCAAGUAUACAGUGGAAAGUGUGCGAUCCUGCAGAGAAAUCCAAAUUAGUGGAGGAAGCCAAAAAGCAGUAUGCAGAAUACUUGGUUGCCAAAGAGUCUUUUGAAACUUCAAUUUCUCCAGAAAUGAAAGAGAAGAUGAUCUCCUUUAAAGAAAAACGAAAAGAGCGCAGAAGGAAGUUGGCUGCCAAAAAAUUAGGCAAACCUGUAAAACCAUUGACAGUGUGGUCUUCGUUUGUGGCCUCUAAAGGGGGUGAUAGACGAGAUAAAUCCUUUGCAGACUUUAUUAAACAGGUAUCAGAACAAUGGUACCAGGUGGAUCUAAAAACAAAGCAAAAGUUAAGUGAAGCAUACCAACAAAAAUUGGCCGUGUACAAGGUAGAAUUGGACAAGUGGGAAGAUGAGAUGAUACGCACUGGACAUCCAGAGCUUAUUAGACCUGGAAGACAAAUCCGAUCAAGAACUAAACUUGGAAAGUACAUAAAGCAAAAAUCUAGUAAAAAAGAUACGUCUGAUGAGUGAUGUUCUCAGGAAGUAGGUUCAGUGAAGGCAUGUUUGUUUGAGAAAAAUUGUUUAUUUUUCUAUCAUGUAGAUAUUACUACCAUUAAUACCUCUCAGAAUUCUCCUUAAGUUGAAGUAAAUAACCUCAUGUGACUGUCGGUCCAGGAUGCCGCUCAUAAAUUCGUACGUAAGUGUACCUGAAUUGAUUUCCUUUAACUUCCACUCAAGACCAAAGACUUCAACCUACUAUCAGUUGGCUUUUGUUUGCUGUGAAUUCUUGGUGGAAUUAAAGUGGUCAACCUUUUAUUGAAGUCAUGAAUAAACUUAAAUUUUAGUCAUUGUU
Molecule: messenger RNA, 1317 nt
Organism: Bemisia tabaci
Lineage: Eukaryota; Metazoa; Arthropoda; Insecta; Hemiptera; Aleyrodidae
Gene: TFAM
Product: mitochondrial transcription factor A
Biological process (GO): regulation of transcription by RNA polymerase II
Source: RefSeq, a predicted model, not a curated record